CUCACACACACACACACACACACACAUUCCGAGCUCAGACAGGAACAGGGUGCACUGAGAUCGGACCGGAGUGUAUCGGUACAGAAUGCCGGGGAAGAAAGUGUGUAUUAUCGGUUCUGGGAACUGGGGUUCCGCCAUCGCUAAGAUCAUCGGUCACAAUGUAAAAGCCUCCAAUCGCUUCGAGCCGAUGGUGAACAUGUGGGUGUUUGAGGAGACGGUGAACGGGAGGAAGCUGACCGAGAUCAUCAACACCGAACACGAGAACGUCAAGUACCUACCCGGCCACAAACUGCCCAAGAACGUGGUUGCGGUUCCUGACGUGACGGAAGCGGCAGCGGGAGCUGAUAUCCUCAUCUUCGUCAUCCCGCAUCAAUUCAUCGUUAAAAUCUGCGACCAGAUGAAGCCUCACAUCAAACCUGGAGCCAUCGGAAUCUCCCUCAUCAAGGGAGUAGACGAGGGUCCGGCGGGUCUGACUCUGAUCUCAGAUAUAAUCCGGAAUAAGCUGGAGAUCGACGUUAGCGUUCUGAUGGGAGCGAACAUCGCUAACGAAGUAGCGGACGAGAAGUUCUGCGAGACGACCAUCGGAGCCACUAAUGAGCAGAACGGUCACCUGUUUAAAGAGCUGAUGCAGACGCCAAACUUCCGCAUCACUGUGGUUUCAGAGAGCGACACCGUGGAGCUGUGUGGAGCCCUGAAGAACAUCGUGGCGGUGGGUGCCGGGUUCUGUGACGGGCUGGGGUUCGGGGAUAACACUAAGGCGGCGGUUAUCCGGUUGGGGCUGAUGGAGAUGGUGGCGUUCUCCAGGAUCUUCUGUAAGAACCCGGUCAGUUCCUCCACCUUCCUGGAGAGCUGCGGCGUCGCCGACCUCAUCACCACCUGCUACGGGGGACGCAACCGCCGCGUCGCCGAGGCCUUCGUUACCUCCCACAAGUCGAUUGCGGAGCUGGAAGCUGAGAUGUUGAAUGGUCAGAAGCUUCAAGGUCCUCAAACGUCUGCUGAAGUCUACAAGAUCCUCCAGAAGAAGAACAUGGUGGACAAGUUCCCCCUGUUCGUAUCGGUGUAUCAGAUCUGUUUCGAGGGAAAAGAUGUGAAAGAAUUCAUCAGAUGCCUCCAGAACCACCCGCAGCACAUGUAGCCACCCAGAACCACGACUAACCACCCAGAACCACGACUAACCACCCAGAACCACGACUAACCACCCAGAACCACGACUAACCACCCAGAACCACGACUAACCACCCAGAACCACCCGCAGCACAUGUAGCCACCCAGAACCACGACUAACCACCCAGAACCACGACUAACCACCCAGAACCACGACUAACCACCCAGAACCACGACUAACCACCCAGAACCACGACUAACCACCCAGAACCACCCGGAACCUUUAGAAACCUUCAGGUACCUUCUGAAGAAGCGGGAAAAUAUUCCACACCCAGCUCUGGUUUUGGCUUAAUACAGUUAUAUAAUCACUACCCUGAUUACCUCUACAGCAGUUUAGCUCCACCCACUAAUUCAGCCUACAGUGGUUUAGCCCCACCCAAAACUUCUGCACAUACAUUUACAGUAUAUUAAUCCAGAAAAUGCUGAAAUAAUUUUCAGGAGAUUCCAGAAUUCUUUUAUAUUGUUUAUAUUAUUUACAUCCGUAAAUAAAAUAUUAAAUUUAUGGCUGCAGAGCUUCUUCAGACACCGAAUAACUUACUAAAGACCAAAGCAGUAAUUACUUUAAUUUUUAAUUGUCUUUAUAAUUGCUUUUCAGGCUUUAUUUUUACGUAUUUUGUUUACGAAAACAGUCCUGUGGAAAGCUUUUAUUUUAGGACUGGGACGCACUUUCCCAAAUCACGCACACUCCGAAAUGAUAUGCGCAUAAUUAACGUUCUUCUUCUUUCUUUAAUGAGCUGCGUUUGAUUUAACUACAGCAGAAAAAGCACUACUAUACUCACACCUGUUCACACCUGUAUUUACCUGUAUAAUGCACAGGUAGAAUCACAUCACCCAGGUGUAUAGAACGUUAUGUUAACGGGAUCUGAUGCUGCCUUCAGGUCUUCCUCUGAAACUCGUAUUUAUGAUUUGAAUUCUCAAACACCGUGCAGUUUUAUUUAGGGCGUGUCAGAGUGUCUUUGCUGUCAUAACAACGGGAAAAGUACAGCUUGCCCGCCUUGAAACACAAAGGCAAAAGUCAUGUACUAAUUGUCUUAAUAAAUCAUGGGUGUAGUAUUGUAGUAUUGUAGUAUUAUAGUACUGUAGUAAUGUAGUACUGUAGUACUGUAGUAUUGUAGUAUUGUAGCACUGUAGUAUUGUAGUACUGUAGUAUUGUAGUAGUGUAGUAUUGUAGUACUGUAGUAGUGUAGUACUGUAGUAUUGUAGUAGUGUAGUAUUGUAGUAGUGUAGUACUGUAGUAUUGUAGUAGUGUAGUACUGUAGUAGUGUAGUACUGUAGUAUUAUAGUACUGUAGUAAUGUAGUACUGUAGUAUUGUAGUAUUGUAGUAUUGUAGUAUUAUAGUAAUGUAGUAAUGUAGUACUGUAGUAUUGUAGUAUUGUAGUAUUGUAGUAUUAUAGUAAUGUAGUAAUGUAGUACUGUAGUAUUGUAGUACUGUAGUAUUGUAGUAGUGUAGUACUGUAGUAUUAUAGUACUGUAGUAAUGUAGUACUGUAGUAUUGUAGUAUUGUAGUAUUGUAGUAUUAUAGUAAUGUAGUAAUGUAGUACUGUAGUAUUGUAGUAUUGUAGUAUUAUAGUACUGUAGUAAUGUAGUACUGUAGUAUUGUAGUAUUGUAGUAUUGUAGUAUUAUAGUAAUGUAGUAAUGUAGUACUGUAGUAUUGUAGUACUGUAGUAGUGUAGUACUGUAGUAUUGUAGUAGUGUAGUAUUGUAGUAGUGUAGUACUGUAGUAUUGUAGUAGUGUAGUACUGUAGUAGUGUAGUGCUGUAGUACUGUAGUAGUGUAGUAUUGUAGUAGUGUAGUGCUGUAGUACUGUAGUAGUGUAGUAUUGUAGUGCUGUAGUAUUGUAGUGCUGUAGUACUGUAGUAGUGUAGUAUUGUAGUACUGUAGUAUUGUAGUAUUGUAGUAGUGUAGUAUUGUAGUAGUGUAGUAUUGUAGUAGUGUAGUACUGUAGUAUUGUAGUAGUGUAGUACUGUAGUAGUGUAGUGCUGUAGUACUGUAGUAGUGUAGUGCUGUAGUACUGUAGUAGUGUAGUAUUGUAGUGCUGUAGUAUUGUAGUGCUGUAGUAUUGUAGUACUGUAGUACUGUAGUAUUGUAGUAGUGUAGUACUGUAGUAGUGUAGUGCUGUAGUACUGUAGUAGUGUAGUAUUGUAGUAGUGUAGUGCUGUAGUACUGUAGUAGUGUAGUAUUGUAGUACUGUAGUAUUGUAGUGCUGUAGUACUGUAGUAUUGUAGUAGUGUAGUACUGUAGUAUUGUAGUACUGUAGUACUGUAGUAGUGUAGUAUUGUAGUGCUGUAGUAUUGUAGUGCUGUAGUAUUGUAGUACUGUAGUACUGUAGUAGUGUAGUAUUGUAGUAGUGUAGUAUUGUAGUACUGUAGUAGUGUAGUAUUGUAGUAGUGUAGUACUGUAGUAUUGUAGUACUGUAGUACUGUAGUAGUGUAGUACUGUAGUAGUGUAGUAUUGUAGUACUGUAGUAUUGUAGUGCUGUAGUAGUGUAGUAUUGUAGUAUUGUAGUACUGUAGUAGUGUAGUAUUGUAGUAGUGUAGUACUGUAGUAUUGUAGUACUGUAGUACUGUAGUAGUGUAGUACUGUAGUACUGUAGUAUUGUAGUGCUGUAGUACUGUAGUAUUGUAGUAUUGUGGUGCUGUAGUAUUGUAGUAUUGUAGUACUGUAGUAUUGUAGUGCUGUAGUAGUGUAGUGUUGUAGUAUUGUAGUACUGUAGUAGUGUAGUAUUGUAGUAGUGUAGUACUGUAGUAUUGUAGUACUGUAGUAGUGUAGUAUUGUAGUAUUGUAGUACUGUAGUAGUGUAGUAUGGUGCACCGCGCUCAGGCAACACUACGAGGGUUCGGUCCUCAGAAAGACGCACAAACGAGUCUGAGCUGCUUUUAUAAUCAAACGUUUUUUAUUAAAAUAAAUGUAAUAAUAAAGCUUAAAUAAAUCCAGAAUAUAAGAAACA
Molecule: messenger RNA, 4113 nt
Organism: Astyanax mexicanus (Mexican tetra)
Lineage: Eukaryota; Metazoa; Chordata; Actinopteri; Characiformes; Acestrorhamphidae
Gene: gpd1c
Product: glycerol-3-phosphate dehydrogenase 1c
Exons: 8
Coding region: 86-1135 (349 amino acids)
Biological process (GO): carbohydrate metabolic process; glycerol-3-phosphate catabolic process
Cellular component (GO): cytosol; glycerol-3-phosphate dehydrogenase (FAD) complex
Molecular function (GO): glycerol-3-phosphate dehydrogenase [NAD(P)+] activity; protein homodimerization activity; NAD binding
Source: RefSeq, a predicted model, not a curated record